Gadus macrocephalus (Pacific cod) is the source of this 1421-nucleotide messenger RNA. Its product is annotated as CB1 cannabinoid receptor-interacting protein 1-like. NCBI's taxonomy places the organism in Eukaryota, Metazoa, Chordata, Actinopteri, Gadiformes, Gadidae. The transcript has 3 exons. The coding region runs from base 147 to 635 and encodes 162 amino acids. Gene Ontology annotation, molecular function: type 1 cannabinoid receptor binding. Gene Ontology annotation, biological process: negative regulation of signaling receptor activity. The record is from RefSeq and is a predicted model, not a curated record. Gene Ontology annotation, cellular component: plasma membrane.
GGGGAUUGAGGAUUAUCUACCGGGAUUACGGAUCGCCUCAAGGACUCCUUGGUCUCUCUUCGCCGUCGGAUCCUCCGUCCCCGACUAGACGGCCUGGACCUGCGGACCUGAGGGGGGGUACCGAGCCGCGGACCGUGUGACCCAGCAUGUCGUCCGUCCCCCAGCUGGUGAAGGUGGGCGUGUCCCUGAAGAUGCUGCCCAAUCACAGCCCCGUGUUCUUCAAAUCGGACGGCGCGCGGUUCGGCCAGACUCGGACCAUCAAGCUGCUGACCGGCUCCAAGUACCGGGUCGAGGUGGUCGUGAGACCAGGAGCCGUGGAGGCAAGGUCCAUGAGCGUGGGCGGGACCAGCUUCCCCCUGGAGCAGCAGUCCAAAGACCCCCAGGCCGGGGUCUACAGCGGCCAGUACGACACGGAAGGCGUGACCCGCACCAAGAGCGGAGAGCGCCAGCCCGUCCAGAUCAUCAUCCAGUUCUCCGAGGUUGGCAGCCUGGAGACGGUGUGGCAGGUCAAGUUCUACAACUACAGCAAGAGGGACCACUGCCAGUGGGGCAACAGCUUCAGCAGCAUCGAGUACGAAUGCAAACCCAGCGACACGUGCACCCUCAUGUGGAUCAACAAGGAGAUGUUCCUCUGAGACCGGACCGGACCGGACCGGAUCGGAACGGACCAGACCGGCCGUCUCCAUGGUGAUGAGGUCACACCAAAACUGUAGAUGUGUUCUGAACUGUGAGGUAGAAGUACGUAAACAUGUGGUUUCCGUGGUAACGAAGUGAUUUCCUGCUUGUUUUUACAUGUAACAUAUUGUUAGGUGUGUCCUGUGUGUGUUUUGUGUUUUUUAUAUUGUUCUUAUAUGUGAUAUCAAUUGUUAGGUAGUAUUUUACAUUAUUGAUGAUCUGUGUUUAUAACCAUGACCAGCCAACAUGUUACUUUAACUUUACCAAAACAUGUAGAUAUUAUCAUCUAGAGCUAAACAUGAAGAACUAAACAUUUAGAGAUAAACAUAUAGAGUUCAGCAUGUAGAGCUAAGCAUGUAGAGCUAAACAUGUAGAUAUUAACAUCUAGAGCUAAACAUCUGGAGCUAAACAUCUACAUGUAACAUUUAGAUAUAAUCAUCUAGAUAUAAUCAUGUAGAGGUACAUGAUCUUUGAAACUCUGGUAUUCAGGGAUGUGUUGUGUUUUCUAGAAGUGUCAAAAGGUGUCAAACUACUAUGGAACUGUUGGUUUAUCAAAAAGUUUUUCAUUGUUAUAAUAGUUUAGUUGGAAUAAUUUACAUUUUAAUUGUAUUUUUAGAUCGAUUGACCUAUGCAGCAUUAACAACCACACAUGAAAUAUUAACCUUUGAUACGUUGUCAUGUUAUUCUGAUGGUUCAGCUUUUGUGAAUAUACAUACUUUUAAUAAAUAAUUUGCAGGCCAUGAUGA